Messenger RNA from Sardina pilchardus (European sardine), 5670 nucleotides. It is a transcript of the gene usp6nl, whose product is annotated as USP6 N-terminal like. Bases 670 to 3642 code for a protein of 990 amino acids. The transcript has 15 exons. NCBI's taxonomy places the organism in Eukaryota, Metazoa, Chordata, Actinopteri, Clupeiformes, Clupeidae. The record is from RefSeq and is a predicted model, not a curated record.
GAAGCAGGGGAGCGAAUGAAUGAGAAAAGAGACAGAGAAGGAGGGAGAGAGUGAGUACAGGCAGUGGAGAAAGAGAGAGGGAACAAGAGAAAGAGAGGGAGGGAAGGAAGGAGAGAGAGAGAGGGAACAAGAGAGAAAGCAGGAGGGAGGCAAGAGAGAGAGAGAGAGAGAGAGCGUUGUACUGAAGCAUCCAGCAUUUCAUUGCUGCGGGGUUCCUGCAAUCAAUCCAAACUCUCCACACCCCGAGAGAUCAGAGAGGGGAGCUCGGUGCGCUCGCUACCCAGGAUUAGACACCCUUCUCUGGGCUUCCCUCGCAGCGCACCUGCCUGGAUGAAUGGACGCACGGAGGCGUGGACGAUCGGGAGGAUACGUGCAGUGUUAGAGAAGAUGCUCUCUGUGCCUGAAUCUGGUUCUUGAGGACCUAGACCACGUGCUGCUGGACUGACGGAACCUUCUACGGACUUUCUCCGGUUCUGGACCACGGAGUCUGGAUUGACAUGGGUUUCUGUCGGAGGAGGGACUGAUGCUUGAUUGACGGGUCUGCUUGGCAUGUCACUGGUCGAGAGGGGCCAUGGAUGUAUGCUGAGAGGCGGGGCUUGUCCGGGAUGAGGCUCUCAUUGGCUGUGAGAAGACAAUCGGCCCCGCCCAGUGACACACCCCUCUCUGACCAUGCAGGUGCUCCAGAUCGUCAAGGAGCUGGUGUCGCCGUCACGGAGACGAGCCGCGGCCAGAUUCGGAGCUUCUGACACAGAGCAGGAUGCUGCAGCGAAGCUGGAACAGGAGCGGGCGGAGAUCGUGGCCAAAUAUGACAAGGGAAAGGAGGGAGCGACGGUGGAACCGUGGGAGGAUGCCAAUUUCCACCUGUACAAAGUCAUCGACCGCUUUGGCUUCCUGCAUGAGAAUGAACUGCCAUCAUACGACUCGGUGGAGGAGAAGCAAAAGCACCAGGAAGUCGAGAGGACCUCAAAAUGGCUCAAGAUGUUGAAGAGCUGGGACAAGUACAAGAACAGCGAUAAGCUGAUGCGGCGCAUCUAUAAAGGAAUUCCCCUGCAACUGCGUGGAGAGGUCUGGUGUCUGCUGCUCGACAUUCCCAAGAUCAAGGAGGAGAAGAAGGACUUCUAUGAGAAACUGAAACACAGGGCGCGGGGUUUGUCUCCGGACAUUCGGCAGAUUGACCUGGACGUCAACCGCACCUACAGAGACCACAUCAUGUUCAUGCACCGCUACGACGUCAAGCAACAAGCACUAUUUCAUGUCCUCACAGCCUACUCGAUUUAUAACACGGAGGUGGGCUACUGCCAGGGGAUGAGUCAGAUCACUGCUCUGCUGCUGAUCUAUAUGAAUGAGGAGGAUGCCUUCUGGGCACUGGUCAAGCUGCUGUCUGGACAGAAGCACUCCAUGCACGGAUUCUUUGUGCCUGGAUUUCCCAAGCUCAUGCGAUUUCAGGAACACCAUGACAGAAUACUUAAGAAGAUGAUGCCUAAACUGAAACAGCACCUGGAUACCCAAGAGGUGCAUACCAGUCUCUACACCAUGAAGUGGUUCUUUCAGUGCUUUCUGGACCGAACUCCUUUCACACUAACCCUACGGAUCUGGGACAUCUACAUCCUGGAGGGAGAACGAGUGCUAACCGCCAUGUCCUACACAGUCCUCAAGCUUCACAAGAAGCACCUGCUGAAGCUGCCCAUGGAGGACUUGGUGGAGUUCCUCCAGGUGGCGCUGUCUAAAGACUUCUUCUUCGAGGACGACUUUGUCAUCGAGCAGCUGCAGAACUCUAUGUCCGAGCUGCGCAGGGCUAAACUCGAGCUACCUCCCCCAGCUAAAGAGGAGGAGUUUCCCAAGAAGCCUCUGGGGCAGCUUCCUCCCGAGCCGCUGACCAAUCACGUGGCCAAUGGUCAGACGCCGGGCGGACAGGCCGUGGUGGACGGGCCGAUGACGGCGGCGCUGCGCGGGCCCAGCCUGGCCAAUCAGAGCCUGAGCGUGCCGGCGGAGGCGGGGCCAACCCCCAGCCCCUCCCCCGAUCGCCCGAAGGACGGCCGCCCGCCGAGCCGGACGCGGCGCGACUCCCUGGACAAGCUCCUGCGGCUCGCCAAGGCGGCCAGCGGCGGCGGGGACCGCAGCGGAGGAGGACGCAACCGCAGCUCGGGCGGCAGCAGCGACGUGGAGUCCCGCAAGCACCAGUCCUCGGGCCCCUCGCCUCCCAACGCCACCAGCACGCCGGACUGGGGCCCCCACAAGCCCCAGGGGCAGCAGCAGCAGCAGCAGGCGACGCCUCCGCACCACCACGCGUCCGCCAACCACAACUCCAACGCGGGGUCCAGCGCCCGCCACGAGCGGCCCGAGCGGCCCUACACCCCGCGCUGGGUCAAGCCCUCCGACUCCAAGCUGGAGGCGGCCAAGGCGGCGGCCAUGCGCGAGACCCACCACAGCCGCGCCGCCUCGCCCGCGCCCGCGCCCCCGCUCACCCCGACCACCCCCACCGCCGACCCCGCGGCUCUCGGCCAGGGCGCCUCGGGCCGCCGGCCGCGCUCUCACGGCUUCGCGCCGGGCUCCAACCGCGCGUCCAACGCCUCGCAGUACGACAACGUGCCGGGGCCCGACGGGCUGCCCGUCAUGGAGGUGCUGGAGCUGGAGCACCCGCCCUCGCGCCCGCCCCUGCGCCAGAGCCCCACGAGGCCCCCUAGUGGCGGCUUCAGCAGCAGCGCCCCCACGCGGCAGCCCAAGCCCAACAUGGCCGCCGCCGCCGUCCCUCUGCCCAUGCACGCGUCCAACUCCCGCGUCGGCCUUAGCGGCGGCGUCUCGUCGGCGCACCAGUCCCCGCACCACUUCUACCCCCCGCCCAGCGGAGGGCAGCACUCGCCGGCGCGCGUGCCCAUGGCGCCGCUCUACACCACCUUCGGCGUGGACGCCCGCUCGCCCGAGGAGCGUCCGGUCUACGGGCUGAGCUACGGCGAGCGGGCGGGGGGCUACGCCACCACGCAACGCCACCCGCACGGCGGCGGACUCUCACCCGAGAAAGUCCUGAUGAACAACAUGUACGCCACCUACCGACGCCAGCCCAACCCCUCCACCCACCACCUCCAACAACAACAACAACAACAGCAACAACAACAACACCCCCACACACAUCGCCCCCCCCUCUCUGUUGCCCCUCUGGACCUCAGCGCCCAUCUGGACACUAGUGUGGUCAGUGCGGGCAGUGGCGAUGGCGGACAUUUUGGCGGGCAAUACCUACCGCAGCGCCAGCACACAGCGUACCAGCCCGUGGAGUACCGCUACGAUGCCCGGAGGAGGGGGGGAGACGAGAGCGCCGCGUACCUGCCCGAGGUGAGGGGCGGCUGGGGAGUUCGGGAGGGCGAGAUGCCCCCCAAGUCCCCCGGAGGACUGCCCCGGUCGCCCAGCUUCCAGAAGGCGCAGAUGUCCCCUAUGCAGGAGUUCAUCUUCCCCCCUCUGCCGGGCGAGGACGCAGUACUGGGAAGCGUCUACAGGGGGGGCUACCACCACCAGCCCCAGAACCAGCACCAAGAACAGCUGCCGCCGGGCGCCGGCAGACAGCCACAGCUCCCCCAUCUGUUCGGAGGCGUACACUACAGCCACGCCGCGCAAGAGGCCUUCGCCAUGCAGGAGUCCAUGUUGCUAUGAGGGCCACGGAGAGACAGGGGAAUCAGAGAGCAGCGGCAGGAGAAGACAAGAAAGAAAGAAAGACUGGAAGGAGAGAAGAGAGAGAGGAAGAGAGGAGGAAAAGUAUUGACACUUGAAGUGCAAAACCUGAGAAAGCAGUAGAGCGACCUCGAAAAAGUGGCCAGGUGUUUUUUGUUGUACUGUUUUGGGGUUUGUUUGUUGUGAUGUUUUUGUUUGUUUGUUUGUUUGUUUGUUUGUGUGUGACAGACUGACUGUAAUACCUUCAGGAGCUGUGCAGUGGCAGAGGUCUGUAAGCCUCAGGCAUUUUUACUGAUAAACUCACAUUUGCGAGGAAAACAAAAUAUCUGACUGACUGAAAAGAUUUUUUUUUAUUUUGUUUUUGCUGUUUAAAUAAUCAUUAACCCAGAAUGUUAGCUAUCAAUCCUUGAGAUUUAAAAAAGUGUACAGCAUAUCUUUUUUCUCUCUUUUUUUGUUAAUAUGGCUGAGUUAUUUAAACUACUUUAUGAAUAUUGGUGGAGACUUCUCCUGGAAAGAAAAACAAAACUCAGUAUUUUUUGUUUUCUUUUAUUGGUUUCCUCUUCGGUCCAUCUUUAUUUUUUUAAAAAAUGAGUUAGAUUCUUGAGACAUAUAUUACCCUAGAGGUCAAUUUAUUCUAUUAUGCUUGUGAAUAUCAUAUUUUUGGAGAGAGAGAGAGAGACGAUUUAAGAGAAUAUAUGUUUGCAUUUAUAAGAAUCAUUGAAAGACAGCAGUGGAGGAGCAUCACUGCGUGUGUUUUCUUUUCCAAGCACCUCCACGAGAGCGAUCCCGUCAUAUUCCAUGUGAGGGAUUGGCUCUCGUCGUUGUUGUUGUUGUUGUUGUUGUUGUUUAUUGUUGUUAUUGUUCUUGUUGUUGUUCAUGAUGAUGAAUGCAGUAUAUGAAUCUAUUUUAUUUCCCCUGUGGGAGCCCUGUGCACCACCACGUCUCCACUCCAAAUGCCCAUUUCAACAACACACACACUCUCACACAUCUACAGACACAAACACGCAAACAAACACAAGCAGAAGCACACACACACACACACACACACACACACACACACAAAAGACUCCCACUCCCACACACACACACACACACACACACACACACACACACACACACACUCCACCCCAGGGGUCAAUCCUAGUUUAGCUUAAUUCCUGGCCUGUUCUCCGUCGUCACUCCAGCAUUCCUUUGGGAACAGGAUUUACUUUUGGGUGACGGAGCGUUUCUGUUGAGUUCCACUGACCAAAGGGACGUGUGUGUGUGUGUGUUCUCGAGUGUUUUCUACUCUCCAACAGAUUGAACGGAGACUGGACCUGGGUUGUCCUCCAUCUGAGCAAUAGUUUAGUGUCCUCUCUGUGUUUUACACACACACACACACACACACACAUACUACAGAUGUAUACAGAAGUGAAUGAUAGCAUUUGUUUUGGUGUGUGUUAGUGAGUGACGUUGAGUUGUGUGAAGACGAGUGAAGCACUGGACUUUUGUGAUUUUGCAGUUCAGCCCUGUCAUUCAAAUAUCUUGUCCUCUCUAUAAUUCACUUAAACAAACACACACACACACAUACACAUGCACGCCUCCACCCACACAAACAAACAUCGAGAGAGCGAGAGAUUCAGUGACUGUGUUGAAUGAGAAUUCCAUUCCAUUUCAUUCCACAUGUGUAUACAUUCCAUACACAUACAUACAUACACACACACACACACACACACACACACACACACACACACACACACACACACGCACACACUCCUUAAACUCACACUGUUGUCAAGUAUAUGCACCCUUUCAUUUCAGCCUGUCCAGGAUCUUAAUGGUGUACACAUUUUAUAUUGAUGCGAUGCUUUUUUUUGUCUUCAGUCAGUAUGAGUACAAUAGCAUUGGACAGUACAUUCAGACUCCUUUGCAUUUUGUUGUUAAAUUACUAAAAAAAAUGAAGAGGUUAUUGGAUCAUUCUUGAGACAAUUUUCUCUUUCUCUAAUAAACACUGCCUGGGGCAAAACUAUA